Anastrepha obliqua is the source of this 556-nucleotide messenger RNA. RefSeq lists its product as uncharacterized. The coding region runs from base 121 to 441 and encodes 106 amino acids. The transcript has 2 exons. The record is from RefSeq and is a predicted model, not a curated record. Lineage: Eukaryota; Metazoa; Arthropoda; Insecta; Diptera; Tephritidae.
AACAGCCAGCGACGGCGAAUGAAGUAGUUACGAAUGUAAGAAGUAUAAAGUGCGAAAAGCGAGCGCAACGAAGUACAAGGGGAAAUGUUAAGAAAAUUUUACAGUUAAUAGGGUGACAUUAUGGCGCUUUAUCACUCCAGAAGUCAACAAUACGCAAAGCUGUCACGUUGCAUGUCACGAUGCUUGUUGUUGUUGUUGCUCUUAUUCCACCCUUGCGGUUGUGUGCGCCUGCAUGUACGCGUACAUAUGUAUGCCCGUGCGCACGAUUGCCGUCAAGUGGUCUUAAUAGCAUUGCGUUGUAGACAGAUGCCAAGGAGCUUCUUAAAAUUAAUGCUAAUGCGAAAACAAGCCAACUUUGUGAGGAGCGAUGGCGGAAAACGCAAAUUCUGUUGUGACAAGCUGAAAUAUUUGUGGCUUUUACGUUCACAAGGCAAGCAUUAGGAAAAUGGAUCCCGUAGGAAUUGUCAUUAAGGAGGCUGCUUAGCUGUAUUUAAAUGCGAAAUUGAGCCAUUUAAAUGACUUUAGUGGGGGCACACGUGAGAGGUGAUCUAAUAAU